CUCUUCAUCCACACGUCGAGGGACUUGAAAGCUUGAAUAAAGAUGCUCAACGUCUCGGGUCGCCGGAACCUUGUCACCGGGUAAAGCUGAGUUAUCUGGGAGGACGCACACAGAGGAGCCGUGUAGGUUUAGCAGAGGGACAUCAUCGUUUCUUCUUGGGUUUCGGCGCGCGGGCACUCCAGCGACAUGGAACUGAAGAAAUCUAUUUCGGACACCGAGCGCGCGCUCAGGAGCUACGGCGCCGUGUCGGAAACGGCGUGGACAACGGACAAAGGUCAUUCAGACGUGUCCAUGGCAGAGAGCACCAUGUCUCCAGAGGAGAUCGAGGUGGAGAUGACUCGUAUCCAGCGCCUGCGAGAGGUCCUGGUGCGCCGGGAGUCAGAGCUGCGUUUCAUGAUGGAUGACAUCCAGCUCUGCAAAGACAUCAUGAGUUUAAAGCAGGAGCUGAGACAGAUUGUCGCAGUACCAGAGAAAGACAAAAACAAGAAGCACAGGCAGCGGGAGGAGGAGCUGAUCCUGAAGAUCCAUAAACUGGUACAGAAGAGGGAUUUCCUGGUGGAUGAUGCUGAGGUGGAGAGAUUAAGAGAGCAAGAGGAGGACAAGGAGAUGGCUGAGUUUCUCAGACUGAAGCUGAUGCCUCUGGAGAAGAAGCUCAAAGUCGCACAAAAUCCUCCAAAGCCCAAGAGACAAAUCCUGGAGCCGCCCCCCAACAAACCAUCCAUCACCAAGUCAGGAGUGGCCAUCAUUAAGGACUGCUGUGGAGCCACCCAGUGUGUCGUCAUGUAACUGACAGAGACCUCUUUAUGAUCCCGUCCACGUGUCAGACACAACACACUCACAUCACAUGACAUGCCAUUUAUAACUUCCUGUGACUCAGAGAAACCCGGUCAGCCAGGUCUCCCCUGGACUCUGUGAAGGAGUCAGGUUUGUUUAAACAGUUUCAGCCACAAAGGGUCAGCCAGAGGUUUGGACACUGAUACCUAAUCAGUACCCGAGGAGCUUUUGUAACUAAAGACAACAGAAAUGAAAAAUGAUGAGGGAGAAACAUGGGUAUUGUAGAUAAAAAUAAAUCUAAUAUAUAAGUGUGUUAAUCGAGAAACAGAUUUCAUUAUGCAACAUUCCUUUUCAAGAUGGCGAUGUGGUUUAUGACGAUGUGUCUGAUACACAGUACAUGUCGGCAGAGAACUACAAGCACAAGGUCCACAUAGUGAACUGUGAAUACUGGGUUUCUCUGUGUGACAGGAAACAAAAAAAAAAACAUCUGCUUUCACCUCAUCACGUUUGGUAAUGGAUAUUUCCAGACCUGCAACUCUACAUAUUUAUCAUUGUUACUAAGUGGGAGGAACACAUGGUUCAGACAAACAACAGGGCUGCACAUUGAGUGAACAAUGUAAACUGGGUUGGAAAUGGUAGAGGACAGUGACAACCAGUGGAUGCUUUUGCAGUGGAGCUGAGGAAUAUUUUUGAGCAGCAGAAUAAUUCUCUGAGCGGCUUCUUGGCGGAUUAAAAAUGUCUAGUCACUAAAAUCUUAACCAUUAUCAGACACACUUCAAGAAGAGACUCGAUGCUGACGAAACUGACGUACCGCUGCAAACACUGCUGCAACCUCAGGUCAUGAGACAAUGACUUGAACUUCACAGAGGCUGAAGCAUCUGCAAUUAAUAAAUGUAUAUUACUUAAAAAUGCACAAACUGCAAAGACAAAGAUAAACAGGGGCCACAAAACCAAACUGUAGGAUUAUGAUAGUGUUAAGAAAAUGUAUAGGGAAAUAGGUUUGGACAAAAUUAUAACUUAAGAUCAUUUUGUAGCACUACACUGAAAUGUUUGUCCAGACUUUUACUUUACACUCUAUAAAGGCUAAAACCAACAGCCAUACAACCCCAUAUGUCCCACUUUUUAAACUAACAUCAUUAUUUUUGGUAAACCCCUGUAUAUGCCAACACUUACACCAUUUUAUAAUAACAUGGAUUUUUUUCUUUUUAACAAAUGAUCCACUUGCUCAUUCCCCAAAUGCAACACCUCCCCGGCCAUAGUGACAUCAUCUCAGCCAUCAGCUACCGGGAAAUACUGACUGUGGUAGUAUGACAUCAUUCAUGGUUAUUAUGGAUAUUGCAAAUAUUGCUGACAAACAAACAACUUGCAUCCUCUGAAUUUAGUCUUGCGUUUUUAUGAUAAACACCAGGAAAUGAAUGCAACUUUCUUGCAAAUGCCUACAAUAGAUGGUGUAUGUUUGAGUGUAUUUAGGACUUUAGUGACUCAUGUCAAGCAAAGUGUUGCUCUGUCACUUUACCUUCCUUCUGAUAACUUUAGCGUUCUGUAGUAGUAGUAAAUUUACGAAGGUCCUAAUGUUGAAUAUUGAACAAAUAUGCAGAAAAUAAGCUGAAACUACCUGUACAUAUAUGUUUAAAUAAAGAGCAUC
Seriola dumerili (greater amberjack) is the source of this 2419-nucleotide messenger RNA. RefSeq names its product chromosome unknown C16orf45 homolog (gene bmerb1). Gene Ontology annotation, cellular component: microtubule cytoskeleton. Gene Ontology annotation, biological process: negative regulation of microtubule depolymerization. The record is from RefSeq and is a predicted model, not a curated record. Bases 187 to 786 code for a protein of 199 amino acids. NCBI's taxonomy places the organism in Eukaryota, Metazoa, Chordata, Actinopteri, Carangiformes, Carangidae. The transcript has 6 exons.